This is a messenger RNA of Adelges cooleyi (spruce gall adelgid), 1872 nucleotides long. RefSeq names its product BTB/POZ domain-containing protein 9-like. The record is from RefSeq and is a predicted model, not a curated record. The transcript is spliced from 11 exons. Gene Ontology annotation, biological process: circadian behavior; modulation of chemical synaptic transmission; adult locomotory behavior. The coding region runs from base 35 to 1699 and encodes 554 amino acids. Lineage: Eukaryota; Metazoa; Arthropoda; Insecta; Hemiptera; Adelgidae. Gene Ontology annotation, molecular function: protein binding.
UUCUGACCCUGUCGAUUGUACUUCGUCUUCGUUUAUGGCCAAACAGAACAGUAUCGACGAAAUCAAUCACACUUGCUUCUUGCUCAGUGACAUAAGUAAUCUGUAUCUAAACGACAGUUUUUCAGAUAUUGUUUUGGUGGUCGGUGAAGAACGAUUGCACGCCCACCGUGUUAUUUUAGCCUCACGCAGUAGUUAUUUUAGAGUCUUAUUGUAUGGAGAUUUUUAUGAAUCUGAUAAGGCUGAGGUGGACGUUAGUGAUGUAUCAAUGGCCUCAUUUAAAAUACUUCUUAAAUACAUUUAUACCGGUCGGAUGAAUUUAAGUGUUCUAAAGAAUAACACUAUUUUGGAAUUAUUUAGUAUUUCGGAUUUUUAUGGUUUUCCAAACUUACAACAAAUACUGUCCGAAUAUUUACACAGGAACAUUAAUGUACACAAUGCAUGUUCGUUGUUUGUUGGUGCAUGUCUUUAUCAAUACAAUAAGCUCAAAGACGAAUCACUUGACUUUAUCGAAAACCACGCUUUGGAAGUAUUGCAAUCUGAAGACUUUCUAUCUUUGACAUCAGAAGCUCUUCAAGAUAUUCUCAUUCGUGACUCAUUUUAUGCUAAUGAGUUAGACAUAUUUCGUGCGGUUUGUCGCUGGAUCAAAAAACACCAAAACGACCUGGAUCAUGAUACUGAAAUGAAAGCUUUAUCUGCCAUCAGAUAUCCGUUAAUGAGUACUAAAGAACUGGCUGAGAUUAGGCAAUCACCGCUGGUUAAAUCGAAUAAAAGUUUAGAUGACAUAAUAUUUAGAAAAGCCUGGUCACCAGAUAAGCUUCAAUAUCGAGGACAGCUAAAGCGCAAUGUGAAUCUUUUUUAUCAUUAUCGAACUGUUCUGAUUCCCAACGACAUUGACGGCAGUUCCACGAUAAUAUUGGGUCAUCCAUCAAUCAUAAGCUAUAUUAGCAUGAUGCUAUAUGAUAAGGAUUUAGGGGAUUACGGUUAUUCCAUUGAAGUUUCAAUGGAUGGUCACGAAUGGGUGCGUGUUUUAGAUUAUUCAGAUUAUAUUUGUCGUUCAAUUCAACGUUUGUGGAUUCAUCCACGCCCAGUGAUGUAUAUUCGAAUUGUCGGCAUCAAAACUAAUUGGAGAAUUCUUGAAAUCUCUUACAAAGCAGCAGAAAUGUACGGGGUGGUAAUAGAAAAUGGAUUAGUGGCGCCAAAGUCCAAUGUCGCUUUAUGGUCUAUGAAUGCUACUGUAAUCAAAGGUCAAAAUUUUUUUAAUUCACUAUUAGUUGGCUGCUAUGAAGACUACGCUAGGUAUGACAGAUACGUAUGGCAUUGGCUGGGAUCGGGCUGCAUACUGGUUCAACUCGCACAACCUUAUAUGCUUAGUUCAAUGAGGUUGCUGCUUUGGGGCGGCGAUGACCAAUUCUACAAGUACACUAUCGAAGGUUCUGUCAAUAAUCGAGAUUGGAAAAAGAUUGUAGACAAAACUAAAGAGCUCACUCAUUCUUGGCAGGUGUUGAAAUUUAAACCCAGGCCGAUAGUGUUCAUUCGUAUCACCGGCGCUUACAAUUCAGCAGGCGAUGAUUUUCGUUGUGUAUUUUUGGAGGCUCCUGCUCAAGUACCAUUGCAUUCCAACGUCGUUGAAGACGAUCGCGUGGUGACAAAUUACAGGGGGAACGAAACACAUUCAGCGGCUCAAACUCCAGUUGUUUAACCAUAUUCGAAACAUAAGCAUAGUUUUGGUUCCUUUUGCGAUUACCAAAAUUAGCAGAUAUAAAUUUUAUUGUAUAUUUUACUGUUAUACUACUUGUAUUCACUUCAACUGUAGAGUUUUUGAAAUCUGUUAAUUGUGUUUAUUGUUGUUUUGUCUUUGUCAAGCUUACUUAU